This is a messenger RNA of Sparassis crispa, 408 nucleotides long. RefSeq lists its product as hypothetical. The coding region runs from base 1 to 408 and encodes 135 amino acids. The transcript has a single exon. The record is from RefSeq and is a predicted model, not a curated record. NCBI's taxonomy places the organism in Eukaryota, Fungi, Basidiomycota, Agaricomycetes, Polyporales, Sparassidaceae.
AUGCAGCUUGGAAAGUGGAGGCAUGCAUCACAGAUUCCUACAGAAGAAGACGUUCUUGCAGAGCCUGAUUCGUACCCAUUCACGGAGGAAAUUGACCGGAUAUUGACUCCGCACAUCCACGUUCUUUCUGCGCUUCUCAACAGUCCUGAAGAAGUUGAUUCCACUAGUGUCCCUGUGCUGCAGUACCUCCGUUCAGAUGCUGGCUCCGAUGGCGCAAAGAGCGUUCAAUCACCCGGCAACAAAUCUCUGGGCAAGCCGACUAAGACGUCGGAAGUGGACUCCAGAUUUCGACAGCAUCCCGCUGUGCGUUCCGGCAUGGUACCGCAUACGGGGGAUCUUGACAUCGUAGAACAAGCUCGCAUUAACAACUGGUUCUAUCUCAAGGUCCCUGGUGCCCGAAAACAGUAG